UUUUGUGUAAUACUUUGUUUCCGUCCCCAGGAAUUACCAGUGUGGUUGUGGGCCAUCCCCUGGACACAGUCAAGACUCGUUUGCAAGCUGGACAAGGAUAUGGAAAUACACUCAAGUGUUUUCUCACUGUGUACAGAAAUGAGUCUGUGACUGGCUUCUUCAAGGGCAUGUCCUUCCCCAUGGCCACCACAGGCCUGUACAGCUCGGUGGUGUUCGGGGUGUUCAGCAGCACGCAGCGGUUCCUGGGCCAGCUCCGCCACGGGGACGCGGCCGCCGCGCCCUCGCUCGCCGACAUGACCGUGGCCAGCUCGGUGGCAGGGUUUGUCUCCGUGGCCAUUGGCACUCCCGUGGACCUGGUAAAGAUCAGGCUACAGAUGCAAACACAGCCCUACAGCAAAGCAGACGUUAAACUAAAGCCCACAGCUCCUGGAUCUCCUGUGUACCGAGGCCCAAUCCACUGCUUUUGGACAAUCCUACAGAAAGAGGGGAUAGCAGGAAUCUACCGAGGCACAGUGGCAAUGCUCCUGAGGGAUGUUCCUGGGUACUGCGUCUACUUCAUCCCUUAUGCAGUUUUCUGUGACUGGGCAACUCCUGAGGGAUGCAUUUCUCCCAGUCCCUUCUCUGUCUGGCUGGCAGGGGGUGUAGCAGGAGCCAUUUCCUGGGGAUUAUGCACUCCAAUGGAUGUUGUGAAAAGUCGACUUCAGGCAGAUGGAGUUUAUUUAAAUCAGUACAAAGGGACCCUUGACUGCAUCUUGCAGAGCUACCAGAACGAGGGCUUAAAAGUGUUUUUUAGGGGCCUCACGGUCAAUACAGUGCGAGGAUUCCCAUCGAGUGCAGCCAUGUUUCUUGGCUAUGAACUUUCCCUCAAAGCAAUGAAAAGAGGCCAAACUGAGACCAAUCCCUAACUUCCAGUGUUGCCAAGAAGAACCAGAAAGCCCCCUGCUUUCCUGAGCCAAAUCAGCAGUGUGGUGUUGGUGUGGGCUCAGCUGCUCUGACUGAAGACUCCCAUCCUGCACCUACAGCACCUGCUGGGACUGAGUCCGUGCAGGACUCCGAAAAUGGCACCAGCUCAGUCAAACCCAAAGACCAUUUUCUUAUCAAAUCUUUCACUCUGUUGACUAAGAACACCUCAAUAAUUGGUGGGCUUUUUCAUCAGUGACAUUUUUCCUGUUGAGCCAGGAAAACAACUCACCUCCCUUUCCCAAGGGAUGUGUCCAAACCCAGCCCAUCUGACAUCACCGAGGGAGCAUCUUUCGUACAACACUGGAAAUAAUGCUCAUCUUUUGUGUGAACAAGGAGAGGAGGAGGUGUGGUGGGUACACAGGUGCUUUUCCUGUAGGAAGGUCUGGAUUCCUAUAAAAUCCUAGCUUGCUUUCAGGUUUAAAGAACUAGAUGAUUCCUCCUGUACAAACACACACUCGUGUUUUCCGUCACAGUUUGCCACAAUGCAACACAUUAUUAUGAAAAAACGUGAAGGGCUUUAACAACUUCAGUCUGUUAUCCAAGGUUAUAUAUUAAAUUGGAAAACAGGAGGAUGUUACAUUCAGAGAACUAAGCUCCUUUUUUUAUUCAGGAAACAAUAAAUCAAGUCUGCAUUUCAUA
Messenger RNA from Pipra filicauda (Wire-tailed manakin), 1602 nucleotides. It is a transcript of the gene SLC25A48, whose product is annotated as solute carrier family 25 member 48. Gene Ontology annotation, cellular component: mitochondrion. The record is from RefSeq and is a predicted model, not a curated record. Gene Ontology annotation, molecular function: transmembrane transporter activity. Lineage: Eukaryota; Metazoa; Chordata; Aves; Passeriformes; Pipridae. Bases 168 to 905 code for a protein of 245 amino acids. The transcript has 7 exons. Gene Ontology annotation, biological process: transport.